Messenger RNA from Vitrella brassicaformis, 3356 nucleotides. The record is from the annotation of a GenBank genome assembly. Lineage: Eukaryota; Vitrellaceae.
AUGGCGGUCAUCGCUUGGGUGGUGUUGCUGCCGCCAUCGGGGCCGCCGAGAUCGGUGCGGGCGGCCUACUCGGAGUCGCUGCUGCCGUGGCCCGUCUAUCGCAUCGGCAUGCCAUUGCUCGAAUUCGCCGACCGUUUCGCUCGAGAGAUGACGCCGCCUGAGAUGCGGGUGCCCAUGCUGGCUGGCGUCUGGAUGGAGAGCGUCAUCGUCUAUGCUGUCGCGAAGCUGUCCAUCUGCGACGUCAUGUGGUCGAUGAGGCAGCCAUCGUCGGUAGAUGAGGUCGCCCAGGGGCUGGUUGACCGCGGUGUGGUGACGAGCAUCCAGACGGGCCACCUGCAGCGGCUCAUGGACGCCGCUAUAGAGGUGGGCCUCUUCGCCAAACAGGGAGACAAGUAUGUCCUGACGCCGAGUGGCGAGAUGCUGCGGGCGGACCACCCGAGGAGCUCCCGGGCGACGGUGCUCUUUCUGGCGGGGCCUGACGGGAUGGCUCCCUGGCAUGCUGUCGUCAAUUCGGUGCAGACGGGCAAUAGUGGGUGGAUGGAGGUCUAUGGGAAAGAGAAGUUCCAGCACAUGCUGGAGGAGCCCGCACAGUGGCACACAUUCGACAGGGCACAGGUACUCAAGACAGGGACAGACAGAGGGAGGGAGGGAGGAAGGGGUGACAGCGACCUCCACGUGUGUGUGUGUGUUGGUUGGUCUUUUGUUUGUCAGGCAGCGAUGUCCAAGCUGUUGCAGCACAGCUUGUUGGCCGAGUACGCCUUCACCGGCCGCAUCAACAGGACGGGAAGCGACGCGGACUUCGUCUUCUGCGAUAUAGGAGGGGGCGAAGGUGCGCUCCGAUGCGCCUUUCAUACGUGUGUGUGUGGGGGGGGCCAAUACGUGUGUGUGUUUCUGUUGCUCGUGGGUGUGUGUGUGUUUGUGUGCAGGUGUGAUUAUGGCAGAGGUGCUGUCUCAUUAUCCCAAUGCCAGAGGUCUUCUGCUCGACCAAGUGAGCACACGCGCCGACAUCUCUUACUCCCUCCCUCUGUGUCUGUGUGUCUGUGUCAGUCUGCCCCCGUGGUGGCAGCGAACAAUCGGUUCGCUGCCAAGAGCUUGGCCGACCGCGCAAUGGCCAUCGAAGGCAGCUUCUUCGAUCCACUGCCACAAGAGUUCCAGGUGACUCACACAGACAUGAGCGAGAGACUGACCACUCAUCCACUCAUUGUGUGCAGGCAUGUGACUAUUUCCACCUGCGGUGGAUUCUCCACGAUUGGAGCGACCAUGACAGCCAUCGCAUCUUGUCCCGGGUCGCCGAGGCGGCCGAAAGAGGGGCGGCGGUGCUGCUGAGCGAGGCCGUCCUCGGCACCCAGCCGCACAUAUUCGAGCGGCACAAACGGCUGAUGGACCUUACUAUGAUGGCCUGGCACCAACCGGGGGCAAAGGAGAGGACGGUGAGUGCUGUGCGCCACGCCAUAGACACACAUGGCCAUGGCCAGCAGGGGUAUCCCUCCCUCCCUCUCUCUGUGUGAGUGUCUGCACAGCUGAGUGAGUUCGACAGUCUUCUCUCGAGCCUGGGGUACAAGCGCGCUGCGUACGUGGAGAGCCAGGGGCCCAUGGCCGUGAUGGAGUACAGGCGGCCACACACACACGGGCGGCCAGAGCACCACGGCGCAUCAUGAGCUACGCUGACAUAUGGGCCAUAGGUAAUUCGGUGUGGUGUGAUGAUCAGGGGGACGGAUGGAUGGAUGGAUGGCGAGGGGGAGGGAGGGAGGGAGGGAAGUGUACAUUCAAAGUAGGGAAGACCUCACAGGCAGCAUAUGACCGAGCUCGCUGGGCGGGGUGGGGGGCGAGCGCGGGGGGCGGAUGGGAGGGAUUCUUUUGUCUUCUGCUGUUUGUUUUCCUCUCUUUCUGUUUUGCCCUUUUUGUUUUGCUUCGCUUUGGAUUUCUUUGCUUUGCUUUGCUUUGCUUUUCGCUUUGGGUAUACAAACGGUAUACAGACGUCGUCGCGUGUACGGGUGCUAUCGUGUGUGUGUGUGUGUGUGUGUAGGGGUGAGAAGGAGAUCGACGCAGCUGCUGAUCCCUCCAUCCCUCGCGUACCGUAUGUGUGUAGGUGUGUCUAUUAUUUGUAUUGUAGUUCUUCCUUCUUCUUCUUCUGUGUGGGCGCCUUUUGGUUUCUCUUUUCGUCUUUUCUUUUGACAAGGGUAGGCAGGCUGGUCGAGUGUCUGCGCAGGUGGGCUUGCUACACUCCCUCGCCCCCCCCCUCUCCCCCCCAAUUACACCUUUUUGUGCCUCGAUGGAUUGCAUUCGUGGGCCUCCCUCUCUCACCUCACAUAACAUCACACGUGUGCAUCAGCAUCGCUCAAUCGCUCAACCAAGAUUGCUUGCACGUUUCUUUGUCACGAUUGUUUUGAGACGGGAGGGGACGGGACGGGAGGGGGCGCAACUCAGUUGAGGUGAGGCCGCACGGCCUGGGCUGCCUGAAUGAGAUAUGCUACACUGCGUCUGUGUAUGGCGUCUCGCUUUUUGUCUGCCUGUCUGCCUGUCUGUCUGUCUGCCUCGAUGGUGAGUGGCCGCACAGGGGAGGGAAAGAAAAGGCGUCAACUGGCUGACUUCAUCUGCCUGUGGCUUGGCCUGCCUGGGUCGACUGAUUGCAUGCAGGUGUGGUGUGUGGGGUGCACGUCUGUCUGUCUGUCUGUCUUCAUGUCUGUCUGUAUAUUCGUGUGGAUGGAUGGAUGGAUGGAUGGCCGGAUGGCUCCGUAAUGUCGUUUAUUAUACUACCCGUAUACAUAUACACAUUGACACAUUGACAGGGUAGGAGAUUGGGGCAGUGGGCCGGGGCGGUGGGGCGGGCGGGGCGGGGCGUGAAUGGCCUGCACUGUACAGUACUUCCUGUAGUGAAUGAGUGGACGGCUGGGUGGAUGGAUGGUCGGUCGGUCGAUGGGCCUGAUGGGUGGGCAAGGUGGCUUUUCGCAUUCCACAGUGGUGCACCACUGCAGACGUCGAAACACACACACACACACACACAGAGGAUGGAUGAGAUCUGAUUGAUUCAUCUGCAUGGAAGACGACGGACGACGGACGAGGCGAUUUUGAGGCUGGCUGGCCGGCCGCUGAGCUGACCGCUGCUGAUAUGAUUUUUAGGUGGUCGUGCUUUUCUAACGUCAGUUUGCACGCACUCGACUGCUGCAUACAUACACACCACUAAACUCACUGGAACACUCACCUGUUGUCACGAUCCCUUGACGACCUGCCUGACUGACUUACCGACUGACCACAGUGUGCUUGCUACCCAAAUCCUUACACAGACGAUCCGAUCUGAUAUAUAUAUGUCUGUCUGUCUGCAUCCGUGGACUCUCGCACUCAAUCACCAAUUCGAC